AUGGGCGAGAUAGUGCCCGUGCAAGCGCUCCUACUGGGGAUAUUGGCGUUGUGUCUCGUCAGACAGUUGCCAUGCGCGGCGGCGGAUAUGCCUUGCGUCCUCGAUGAACGGGGCAUGGGAAGCUAUCGGUUCCCAGAGCUGCCCCAGCUCAAGGGUUGGGUGGCUUCCCAAGAAACACAGAUUGUGGCCAUUGAUGACCAUCGAGCCGGCUUGGCCGUGGUUCAGCGUCAUCCUGUGACAGCGACCUGUCCAAAGGGCCGGGCCACUGUCACACAAUACGUGUGUGACAGAGCGCUCACUGGAGUGCAGCCCCGCGGCGCCGAGGGCUGGCUACAGUCCAGCGCCACGAAACGCAGGCUGCCUGUCGCGCCGAAUGGAGCAAAAUGCCAUGCGCCACGAACCAAGUCCCCGUUCCUACCCCUGAACAAGCCGCAUAUCAGCGUCAUGAGAUUAUGGGCCUCACACGCCUCCCUUUUUGACCCCACACGGCUAAACAUCUCCAAUUGGGUUGAAAACUACCGGGCUGUGGUGGCACGCAGUUCCUACCCAAGCUUUCAGCGCGACGUCAUUGCCGAAUUUAGCUCCACCUUGGGGGCAGCCGGCCUGGGAUAUGGCUAUUACUACAGCACUGGCAACAACUACUUUCUCAACCGAGAUGGCUUCAAGCGCAUUGGCAACCCCUUACCAGGCCAAGUAGAUUUAACUGACGAACAAUACAAUAUCCUGGUCUUUGAGCACGUCAAAGAGCUGUGGACGCGCUUUGGAUCGCUCUUUGAAAUCUGGUUUGAUCAUGGGGUCUCGGCGGAUCAGGAUCAGCAGCUAGCCGCAUUGCUCAAGCAGUAUCAGCCCCAAGUCGUGGGCUUCAACGGACAGGGGAUCAUGACCAGCCCCAUCAAGUGUGUGGGCACGGAAAGCGGCUUGGCUGGUUAUCCCACUUGGGCGACGGGCUGCUCUGUUGUCCAAGGCGAUCCAACUGCCAACGACUACUGUCCCGUUGGGGGUGACACCUACGUGUAUCACAUGACGGUUGGCAACAAUCAGGUGCUUGAGCUGGACUUUGCGAUCGACGACACGGGCAAUCUGAAGCUGGACGACUCUCCAUUAUCUCUUGACAUCUGGGCCCGAGCAACGGGGCCAUUGAUGGAGCAAAUGAAGCAAAUGCAGCUCCAAAGCACAAGCGAGGAAGAACAUCGCCACAUCCAAGCUCAGAUCCAAGCUCUCAUUGAGCUUGAGCAGCAGAAGCUGGCCGUCGAGGAGCGCAAGCUUGAGCAGCAGAGGCUGGCCGAGGAGCGCAAGCUUGAGCAGCAGAGGCUGGCCGAGGAGCGCAAGCUAGCAGCCGCAGCCGAGGAAAAAGCAGCAGCACAGCUCAAGCUCAAACGGAAAACAAGUCGCGACAAGAUUAAGGUCUUGAAGGGCAUGUUUGCCAACCUUGGGCUGCAAUACGAAAAGGCUUUAUGGAACAAGUUGAUGGCAAUGGAUGAUGAUGAUUUUGAAGCAUUUGUCGACGAAGUCGACAAUAUGCCCUCUGCCGAGAGGAUGAACGAAGUGUACCCCCUGGAAGGCUUCACAUGGACACUGCUACCACCGUCCGAGUCACGUGGCCAGAUGCCUUCAAAGGCGCCCUCACAAACCUUGUCUCUGACCGCUGCAAACGAACUCCUUGGCACCGUGGUCGCAGAGCUUCCCUGCAGCCACCACUACCUUGCAGCGAAAAUUGCCAAGCGCAUUGAUGAGCUUUGCGCGGAUGGCCAGUGGAAGAGCAGCGAGGCGCUAAUGGAAGGUCUUCGGUGGGCGGUCAAAGCUCAACGCGACUCCCAGAUGACUGAACUCCAGCAGGAGCCCAGCAUUUCUUCGCGAGUUUCCAUUGUGUUGCAGCGCUACUUUGGCCUGAAUGUUGUCCAUCAGUACGCCAUCGGUUCCUACGGCACCCACGUUGAUUGGGCGGGCUUUGACGACAACCAUCACGUUGUCGUCAUGGGCGAGUGCAAAAAGCAGGAGCAGCCGUUCCAAGAAUAUGGGGGCCAGGUUGCCAACGAGCUCUUGCGACUGGGGGCCAUUCCAACGUUGUAUGAGAGCAACAGCGACAUAUCGCUGACUCGGCGGAAGGACAUUUUGUGGCCCAUCAUCAACAUCAACGUGGUGGGAGACAAUGUCAGCGCCUACCUGGCUUUGCAAGUGAUUGAUGUUCGAUGGGAGCAGUUUGAGGGUUGCCUGGCAGAGAUUCUGCCAUUGCUCGAGAUUGACAGUUCGAACGCGAAGCCGAGGACAUCGGGGCUGUUCUUUUUGCGCCUCGGUGCCGCAAAUUUUAAAGAAGAUUCGCGGCAGAAGGAGCACGAUGGCUUUGCCUUGGCACGUGUCAUGGAGAAGUUUUUGCAGGAUGACGAGGCUCGUCAGCAGCUGGUGGCUGCGUUGGAAGAGCUGCAGCUGGAUGACGCUGCCACGCUGUGUCAGCAGUGCUCGCUUUUGCCGCUAGACAAUGUUGCUGGGCUUGGCAAGGCCACGGGCAGUCCUCGGCGUUAA
Molecule: messenger RNA, 2520 nt
Organism: Monosiga brevicollis MX1
Lineage: Eukaryota; Choanoflagellata; Craspedida; Salpingoecidae
Exons: 11
Coding region: 1-2520 (839 amino acids)
Cellular component (GO): membrane-bounded organelle
Molecular function (GO): disulfide oxidoreductase activity
Source: RefSeq, a predicted model, not a curated record